AUGCGGGGCAAUGCGACAGGCUACGGCACCAAGUCGCGCUCCAAGCCGCGACUCACCAACAAGCUCAAGCUCGUCGUCCACCACGGCGACAUCGACGCCGAUCAGCCUGCCAUCGACGACGAAGACGAAAAGAACAAGGUCUCCUCCACCGCUGGCGUCGACGCAGAGGACUCACAUGAACACCAUCUCCAAGCCGUACUUUCCGCCGCCUCGCUGCGAGCCUCGGGCCAGCCACGCGCUUCUGGCUCCAGCGCUUAUAUCCCGACCCCCGAUGCGGCAGGUCAUGCUCCCGAUUGGGAACGUUACUAUACUGCCAACCGCUGGGAAGAGCCGGAAGGCUACGUCCGGUUUUCAGACACCGUCGAGGAGACCCAGGUCGGAGCCAUUGCCGCCGGAUGUACCUAUUACAUGGACGAGGUCGACGCCGAAUGGCUUUCCAAAAACAAUGCCGAACUCACCGAUGCUGCACGUGCCUCGUCCCCGUCGCGCGGUCUGCCUCGGAGCGCCAAAGCUCGUGGAAAGGAGCCCGAGUCGCCCUCGGUGGCCAUCACCGAGGACGAAUUCGAGCUCGUCAUGGGAAUACUCGAGCGUAUCACCGACGAACGCCAUCCCUGUCUGCAUGCUGAUGUAUCUAAAUUCCCCACUCUGACCGAUUUCGAGCCCGUAUUUUCCAACCGUCUUCCGAUAUCCUUCUUCCCGGACUACCGGGUACCCGAUUCUGUGCCUCCUCCAGCUCAACUCUUGCGCAUGUUCCGUGUCAUCUACCCACACUGGCGCGAACGCAGGCUCGAGCGAGAUGGCCGCCGCAUCAUUCCCCAGAUCAACUCCGACGAAACCAAUGAGGGCGAUCCCUAUGUGUGUUUCCGUCGCCGUGAUGCUAAGCCCGUCCGCAAGACUCGCCGUAGCGACACGGGCAGCGUCGACCGCAUGCAGAGCUUGUUUAACAAUAUCAGGCAAUUACAGCAUAUUGCUCAGUCGGUCGUGCGUCGGGAGCAGUUGAAACACAAUCGCGCGCUCGAAGAGCGUCAGAUUAUGAAUUGCCGCAUGAAUCUCGCCGAGGUCAAACGCAAGUUUCCGACAACACCAUUUGGAUCUCGGGAUGAUGACGAGGUAUUGGUCGAUAAGAUUGUCAAGCGCCCAAAGUUGGAGGGUACCAAUACCAUUCGACUUUCUCGGAGGCCAACCGUGCCGACUCCCCAACAAGCAGAAACGCCCACUCCAUCCGGUCCGACAGAGAUGCCCGACCCUCGCGCUGUGGCCGCUGCAAACAGGAAAAAGGUCGACGAAUUUAUGCAGCGAAACCCUCAGCAAGAGCGAUGGUGGGACGACCUUACCGAUGCGACGUACAUGCCUCUCCCCCGCCCGCUCCUCCCGAACGCCAAAUUCGCGGUGUUCGGUUACGCGUCGGUCGAGGUGGACGAAGGUUCGUCGACCGACGGCCCACCACCAGUCCGGCCAUUGCGAGCGGUAGCACAUCUGGUAGAGAAUCGAUGGGAAGAUUGGAGAGGCGCAAUGGCUCUCAAACUCAAGAAUGGCGAGGUCGUCACGGAGGAAGAAUUUGAGCGCGCGAUUGUGUUGAGCGAAAGGUGGAGGUACGACCGAGACGAGAGGUUGGAAGAGAACGUGGACCAGCCGAUUGUGGUAGAUGAUUAUGCGGAUAGGUUCAUACUCUCUCGAUUGGCACGACACUCUAUUGAGGACUACGAGCUUCUCUCGAGCGACCAGUCAGCAAUUCUGCAACACUUGAUCCCAUCACAACAUCGAACCUCGAUACCCCUCAUGGCCCUGGAUCAAGCCCGGCAACUCCAACGCCUGCCGCCGCCACUCCUUACCGCGACUGCUACUCCUCCCUCUGAGCCUACCAUCACUGCAUCGCCAGUGCCUACCACCACAGUCACGCCCGCUACCGCAUCGAGAUUACAAGCGCUGGCGAUGCAGCAAAAGGCUCAAGUCCAGGCUCGCCCAUCGAGUACCCAGCCCCAGGUGGCGAUUCGCCAGUCCCGACCGCCAGUCGGUAUGCCCAACGGGAAACCGCUUUCGAAUGGGACGCCACCGGCCGUACAGAGGCCGGGUUCGGCGCAGGGGACGACGAUCACUACCAAUGGCACGCCGACCAUUAACGUUCCUGGCACCACAGGCGCGAUGGUUAUUCCUGGUGCUGGAGGUGUUGGGACACUUAACGGGACUACGGCGGGUGGACUGGCGGUGCCUCAACAACAGAGAGGGAGUGCAAGUCCCCAUGAUAACCGCGGUGGAUCUCCGCUGCGUCCCUUGUCAAGUAUGGCCAACGGCACGGCUCCCAAUCCUACAGCUCAAGCAGCGUACCAGCAGCUCACGCAGCAACAGCAAAUCGAAUUGAAACGUGCUUUCCAUUCGCAGAACGGAGGGAUUUAUGUGAACGGGAUGAUGGGGACUCCACCGAUUCAAUUGACAUUGCCUCAACAGCGCCCACAGUGGAAUCGAACGCCUACAGCCCGGCCUGGGGUUACUACGAACGGAGUGACGUCGGCACAGGCGAGUCCCCCCGUGAACCAUGGAAGCCCGACUGGACAACUAUUGAGCGUUCCACAAACCUUUUAA
Molecule: messenger RNA, 2580 nt
Organism: Rhizoctonia solani
Lineage: Eukaryota; Fungi; Basidiomycota; Agaricomycetes; Cantharellales; Ceratobasidiaceae
Product: enhancer of polycomb-like protein 1
Exons: 8
Coding region: 1-2580 (859 amino acids)
Biological process (GO): regulation of transcription by RNA polymerase II
Cellular component (GO): piccolo histone acetyltransferase complex
Source: RefSeq, a predicted model, not a curated record